Messenger RNA from Dinoponera quadriceps, 5476 nucleotides. RefSeq names its product protein RUFY3-like. The record is from RefSeq and is a predicted model, not a curated record. Gene Ontology annotation, molecular function: metal ion binding. Gene Ontology annotation, cellular component: cytoplasm. The transcript has 13 exons. The coding region runs from base 2446 to 4617 and encodes 723 amino acids. Lineage: Eukaryota; Metazoa; Arthropoda; Insecta; Hymenoptera; Formicidae.
UCCCGCGAUUCCGGCGCGCUUUUCAAAAGUCCGCGCCCAGGAUUAACUCCCGGCACGCGCGGUAAUUAGCGUGCGUGAGCGUAUCGCACGUGGCCGCCGUCAUCGUUGUUAUUCGACAAUCUCGCACGAUACCGGCCAGGGCUUAAGCUGAUCGGAUAUUCGCCGCUCGGGUUAUAAAACAAAUUGCGAACGACUGAACGAUCUCGGAAUAUGCUUCGAGGAUACGUGAAACGAUCGCGUCUACAGGUGAGCCUUGUUGAUUCAAAGCAGUUGAAGCGAGGCUACGUGAGUCGUAAAACGUAUGUCCAGUUUUUACCCAAUAAUUUGGGAUGCGACGUGAAACGUGUCGACUCACUUUUCGGUCGUUUGCAAUCGAAGCGACCGUACGACUUUACAAGGCAGAAACUUCUCGAUUUUUUAAAUACCAAAAUCCUUCCCCUGGGAGAUUCUCCCAAUAUUUGUUGAAUUCAAUAUUUUCCCUCCCUCCCAAAAAAUUACUUAUUGAAAUAUUUCACAGACGUACUGGAUUCUUCAGAUUUUGCGUUAUACGCUUUUUCUAGCUAUAUGAUUCAGCUAAUUAUUAUUAGCUAACGCUAUAUAUGUAUAUAUUACCUUUUGCUGUGUCCUUUUUUAAAUAUGCGUAAUGUGUUCGUUAAUCAAUAUUUCUUUUCAUUGAAGAUAUAUUCUCGCUAUCUCUCAGAGAGCUAAACGGAAUUCGCACUGACCCGUUGAGCUGAUUUACGCAUUCACGCGUUUACUGUUACAUUCUUAUCGAACUUGGCACUUGUAAACAACUUUUGCAAUAUACUAGUUGAUUACAAUUCCGCCGACUAUUGCUAUGUCAUCACAUCAAACAAUAAACGGUGUCCGCUUUAUUCGAAUGGAUUUUCCAAUAGUAGGUAUAGUACUAGAAACAAUAACGCAUUGGCAUUUUCCUGUUGAUGUCAUUUAUGUUUGGGAUACAUUUCGCAUUUUACCGGUUUCCGGUGUACGUACGUUCACGUGCUGUGUGACUGCCGCGAUAAGCCGUGGCAGAAAGAAACAAUCGUAGAAUGUGACGUACCUGGGCUCGCAUCGAAACGUUAAAUGAGCGUGUGCAGCCCGUAAUGCUGUUUUUCCCACAAUUAUGCGCAUGCUAUCAAUUGUUUGACCGCAAUGUGGGAUACAUAAGCGUCAAACCGCUUGUAUUGUCGCAUUCACCGUUUCGGGAGAGCGAUCGGCGUUCAUGUUUCGAGUCUGACUCAACCGCAAAAUAAACCAUCAUUAUCGAUCAAUUCGAUGGUGUAAUUGAUAGUGUUCAAGUAGAUUUCGAUAAUGCCUAAUUGAUAGUGUUCAAGUAGAUUUCGCAAUAACGCUUCUAUGCGACUCUACGGAAACGUAUACGGUAAACUUGGUAACGUCAAAAUAAAAUUUGACAACACGGAGCACGUCAGUUUUUUCGUCUCCCGUGCUCGUCUAGAGGAAGAGAAAGUAAGAGUAAGAAAUUCCCGCGGCUAAAUUUAAUCGCUGCUCUUCGCACUGCGAUGCAGCAGCACACUGCCGUAUCGAUGGAGCAGCAUGAACGACGGUGGCAGCACCACAUGGCGGUGCGCACUGGCAUCCUUAUUGAUUAUCGUAGAUGGAGACAAAGUCGGCGGGAAAAUCAAUAUCACAAUUCGCCGGCGCCCUCGCUAUUUUCGACGGGAAAUUUUUGCUCCCUCGACGUUCCUACGAUCCCGAAGUUAAAUCCAAGAGUGCGCAGAUCGCCGAUCACGCGUCUCGUUUUGUGAGCGAGUAAUCGCACAGCCGUGGAUAUUACGAUGUAGUCGCUAUCGGUGCGCGUGUUGUCUCUUCUUGUUCGCCUGAGAAUUGAUUUGCCGCUUCCCGAAUACCGCAACUCGACUGGGUCAUCCCUCGCUGAGACGAUGACAGAUCUGCUCGUCGCUGAUGCAUCGCAGCAGCGAUCGAGAGCGACCACCUGAGGAGGGACGAGAAGAAUCAGCGAACUACACAUAUAACGUAUGCAGAUUUUUCUCUCAUUGCCGACGACAACGUAAGCCUCGACUGCGCUAUACCAACACCUGGUGACUCAUUGCGACGCAUUUAUCCAUCAGCUGAUCGAUGCAACGGGAAAAAGAGCACUUCGGCGCGCACGGUAUAGAGAAAAAAUCUCGACUGUAGCGCGGAAAUAAUAACGGACGCGCAGAUUAACGAGGGCAUAUCGGGGGACGAGACGCGCAUUGUUCGUUAAUUAUCGGCGAGGAACUCGUCGUCUCAACGACAAGGAGGACGUCCGAUGUAUAUACUUGGAAAAUAAAUUCCCAGGUCAAUCUGCGCAGUUGAAGGGAACGGCAGUCUAUGCGAAUCGUCGGCGGCUGCGCUUGUGCGAGUGAACGAUCAUUGGGGAAUAUCGCAUAAUCCCCGGGAAUCGAUUGUGGGAUAGUGAGAGCGGAGGAAUCGUCUUCUAUGCGGCAAGAAUCCCUGACCGGUCUGAAACUGCGGCCGCCGGGCGAUCACGGUGGUGUACAUCACGGCGGGGUCAUGCUCGAGGAAGACAUGGCUGGUGCUCAGGACACGAUAUACCUGUGCAAUUUUAGGGUGUCGGUAGAUGGCGAAUGGCUCUGUUUGAAGGAGCUGCAGGAUGUCGAGUUCUCGCUGCAGGACUCGAUGCAGCGAUCACCGUCGCCGCCGCUCGCUCUAAGUGCACGGGACCCGGUGAUCAUCGAGAGAAGUAAUCUCGUUAACAUUUCCAAACUAAUCGUGAAGGAGCUGAUCGAAACAUCCUUGAAGUAUGGUCGUAUGCUUGAUUCCGAUCACAUGCCGUUGCAACAUUUCUUCAUCGUUCUCGAACAUGUGCUUAGGCAUGGUUUACGGCCGAAGAAGGGUCUUCUCGGACCCAAGAAGGAGCUCUGGGACAUUCUUCAGCUCGUUGAGAAAUAUUGUCCCGAAGCGCAAGAUAUUACCUCCAGCAUUCGUGAUUUGCCUACUGUUAGGACGGCUAUGGGUAGGGCGCGCGCUUGGCUUCGUAUGGCAUUGAUGCAAAAAAAAUUAGCGGAUUAUCUGAAAGUUCUGAUAGAUCAUAAGGAUGAUAUUUUGUCGGAGUACUUCGAGCCGGACGCUCUCAUGAUGAGCGAGGAGGCGAUCGUGGUGAUGGGUUUGUUAGUGGGAUUAAACGUGAUCGAUUGCAACUUCUGCGUAAAGGAGGAAGACCUCGAUUGUCAGCAGGGCGUAAUCGACUUUUCGCUGUACCUACGUAACAGCAAUCAUAUACCCGGCGAAUCUCCAGACGACGAGCUCGAAAACGACAACAUGACGACGGUGCUCGAUCAGAAGAACUAUAUCGAGGAGCUCAAUCGGCAUUUGAACGCGACGGUGACGAAUCUCCAAGCUAAAGUGGAAUCUCUAACGACAACGAACGCUCUCAUGAAGGAAGAUCUCGCUAUCGCUAAGAAUAACAUCCUAUCACUUCAAGAGGAGAAUAGGCAGCUGAAGAAGGAACUCGGUAUCGAGGUUAAAGACGCGAACGAGAACGGUAAAGCACCUCUUAAAAUAACAGAAACUACAGCGGAAAUGGAAGAGCUUAGAAGCAGAUUAGAAUCUGAAAAGAAAUCUCGGCAAGAUCUGGAGAAAGAAUUGGAAUUACAGAUUAGCAUGAAGUCCGAAAUGGAAGUAGCUAUGAAGUUGUUAGAGAAGGAUAUACACGAGAAGCAAGACACUAUAAUAUCACUGAGACGACAACUGGACGAUAUCAAAUUAAUCAACUUGGAAAUGUACAAAAAGCUGCAGGAGUGCGAAGGCUCGCUUAAGCAUAAGACAGAACUGAUCACAAAGUUGGAAGCUAAAACACUGUCGAUGACUGAGAGCAUCCAGAAAAUGGAUGAGAAGUGCAAGGAGAUCGAUGGUGUCAGAUCGGGGGUGGAGGAGAGGGUGAGAGUCCUGGACGCGGAGGCCGUUGAGAGGGAAGCGCGGACGAAUGGGGUCGAGAGGGAAUUGCGACUCGAGCGCGAAUGGAGAACCUCCUUGCAGGAAACAUCGAUCUGUAACACGGAGAAGAUCUCUCAAUUACAUCAGGAGAUCGAUCAGCUGAAACGGGUGUCCGAGAGAUACUUGACGCUGCAAGAGGAGUAUUACGCGCUGAAGGAGGUGUGCAGCGAGCAGGAACGAACUCUGGAGGAACUUGGGGGACAAUUGAGCGCGGCCAAAUUAGCGGCGGCCGAACUGCGCGAGGCCGCUGACAACGUUCAGCAGCAGCAGCAGCAGUCGGCGCUCCAAGAAGGAUCGGUUGCCUGGGCGAACGAUCGGAUGGUCACCCAAUGCAAGGGGUGCAGCCGUGAGUUCAACAUGACUCGUCGCAAGCCGGCGGUUCGAGGAAUACUCGUACGACGGGAGCGUGGGCGAGCGCUCUCGAGGGGGUUGAAAGGAGGGCGCAGGAAAGGGUGCACCAUUGUCGCAAUUGUGGGAACAUUUUCUGUAACGCUUGCAGCGACAAUACUACAGCCUUGCCGAACUCAACGAAGCCGGCGCGCGUUUGUGACGAAUGUUACGUGUUUCUGGUUAGUCGUUACCCGGUGGCGCGUUAAUACCUCGCGCGUUUUUAUUUUCCCGCAAGCAACCCGUAUAACGGAGAUUUCAACCUGAUGCAUGGUCUCGGGUGGAAGAAGAAAGAAAAAAGAAAAAUAAAAUAGAAGAGGGAGAGAGAAAGAGAGAGAGAGAGAGGAAAAGAACGGAAAAAGGGAGCGUGAAGGAAGAACUGAGAGUUGACAGAAUCUGUCCGAAAAUAUAGCCUUUGAAUGCGUCUCUCAUUUAUGGUACGUUAUGCGUAACCAUUUAUCGCAAAUUGAACGUAUGCGAUGACGAGCGAGCCAAUCUGCCGCGAGCGAUGUUUCGUUCCCGCUUUGGUUCCUCUUUUUCCCCUUUUUUUUAUUUACGAAAACGCCCACGAUAUUCUAGAGUUUGUACGAGUUGGUUUGAACGAAUGUACAAUUUUUGCGACUUUAUUCACAACGUAAUUCUUAAUAACUUUUUAAACAGUCUUACAAAUAAUCGACAAAAGUGUACGACCGGUGGAGUUUAUUUAUUCCUUUCCACUCGAUUUGGUCGUAGAAUAAGAACGUCCGUUUCAUUUUGCACAACAAUUACAAUCGGCUCAUUUAGUGCGGCGAGUGAAAAGACUCUAUCGAUCGGUUACGAGUCCAAAAUAUUUACGAUACGUAAACACUUGUUGGCACACGAGAGUUUUGGGAAAAGAAAAAAAUUUAACCGUGCGCGCUUUGUUUCCAGUAGCGUUUGAUGGUAUCGUUUCUCGUUUGUUACGCUCAGCUUGAGCGCAGUAAGACCAUACGUAAGCGUAAGAUUGUGACUCAGUGGCGAUUUGUGAAGUAACGAAACUGCAGUUUUGCUUGCAGUGUCCAAACGCGUGCCUGUACAACGAUAUUUUUAAGAUAUUCUGUACCGUCUGAGAGAGAUUAUACGUAAAUAAAUGAGAUGGUUUUCUAAA